AUGCUGGUGCUCGACAUCGCCCUCUAUGCCAUACUAGGCACGUCGUUGGUCUUUUCAAUUAUCGAGCUGGGCUUAGGCGCCUCUGCUAUAUCUGCUUGGACCGCAUCGAACCAAGUUUCCUAUUAUUAUGGCUAUGGCUACGAAAAUAUCAACAUCAGCGCUCCGCCCAUCGUCUCCUUCCUCGUCUUUACCGCGGUCUGGACCAUGCUGGCCAGCGGGGCGUUGCUGUUCCUGCCAUGGUUUUACACGCGCAAAGGCUGCAGCGCGAAGCUGAACAUGACCCUCAGCAUCGUCUUCACGGCCGUCUACUUCCUCACCAUGGUGUUCUGGUUGGCCUCUUUCGCUGAUAUUGCCUCCUAUCUCGGCGGUGGCACCAGCACAUCGGACGCCGUGAACGCUGCAAUUGCAUUUGCAGUGCUUCUCUGGUUGCUAUUCACCGCCCUAUUCAUCCUGAUUAUCUUGACGCUCUGCGGUGUACUGGCCUCGGAAUGGCCAGGGUAUCAGUCCUUGAGAAAGUCUCAGGCUGCAGAUGUACCGGCGGGUGCAGGUCCGCCGGCACAAGACGUGCCGAUGAGUAGGGCCCCUGUGGUUGCGUCAGAUCCGUCUACACAGGAAGCUGAGGCGCUCCAUAACCAGCCACAGUUGCAUGAAGCCUCUUCACCCUCGGCCGGCCAGAGCGCUGAGCUCAGUGGCGAAAGCACCCGCAUUGCCUGA
Penicillium riverlandense is the source of this 714-nucleotide messenger RNA. RefSeq names its product MARVEL domain-containing protein. NCBI's taxonomy places the organism in Eukaryota, Fungi, Ascomycota, Eurotiomycetes, Eurotiales, Aspergillaceae. Gene Ontology annotation, cellular component: membrane. The transcript is spliced from 2 exons. Bases 1 to 714 code for a protein of 237 amino acids. The record is from RefSeq and is a predicted model, not a curated record.